AUGAAUAAAAAUCUUCCUAGAUUAUUAUCAGUUCGCGAUCUAGUAAAGAUGUAUAAUUUAACUGCACAAUCCCAAUUGAGUCAAAAUUUUAUUUUGGAUAAAAAUAUUACAGAUAAGAUCGUUAAAAGUGCAAUGAUUGAUUCUAAUAAUCUGCUUGUUGUUGAAGUUGGCCCAGGACCUGGUUUAUUAACAAGAUCAAUCUUAGAAACGGGUGUACCAAAUAUGAUUGUCAUAGAGAAAGAUGCUCGUUUUUUGCCUGCUCUCACGCAAUUAUCAGAAGCUUCUAAUAAUACGCUUAAAAUAAUUCAGGAUGACAUACUUGAGAUAGAUCAUGAAAAAAUUUUAACAACUGCACAAAUUAAUAAAGUAUCCCAAGAAAACAGAUUACAUGUAAUUGGAAAUCUUCCUUUCAAUAUUUCAACUCCACUACUUGUACAAUGGAUGAAGAUGUUAUCAAAGCGAUCUGGGAUAUUUCAAACUUCUGAUAUUACAAUGUCAUUAAUGUUUCAAAAAGAAGUUGGAGAUAGGAUUGUAGCAGAUACUUUUAGUCCAGCGCGAAGUCGUUUGUCUGUUUUAGUACAAAGUUUAUGUAAAGCUAAAAAGGUUGAUGCUGUUCUGGUUCAAUUAAUAGCUCUCAAAGAACCUAUUUUAAAUGUACCAAUUGAUCAAUAUGAAAUGGUAGUUCGUUAUUUUUUUGGGCAAAGGCGAAAAACAAUUCAAUCACUUUUGAAAACAUUAACCAAGAAACUUAUGUCAGAUGAAGUAGAUUGUUUGAUGAAAGGCUUGGAACAAUUGGAUCUAAAUUUGUCUUUAAGACCUGAGAAAUUAACAUGUGAACAAUUUUGUCAUAUUACUAAAAUAUUUUGUGACAAUUCUAUAUCAAUACCUGUAAAUUGA
Cetraspora pellucida is the source of this 897-nucleotide messenger RNA. NCBI's taxonomy places the organism in Eukaryota, Fungi, Glomeromycota, Glomeromycetes, Diversisporales, Gigasporaceae. The record is from the annotation of a GenBank genome assembly.